AUGGGCAGGUCGUGCUGGAUUUUCAGGGACCCCAACAGUAAUACCCCCACUGUCAUCACCAGCACACAGGGCCUCAGCAGCCUCUGGCCCACCACACCCUCCGCUCAGUGCAGCCGCAGCAUCAGCACCGGCGGCAUCAUGUGGUCGUUCACUCUUUUCAUUUUCCUACUCACUGUGCCCGUCCGUGGGAUUCUCCCUGAUAUCGUGGACUCGGGCCUCAAUCACGUCCUGGGAGAUGUUUUCUCUCGGGAACAUACGGAUCUCGACCGCCAGACUAAAGAGGAUCAACUGCAUCAGAGACGCGAGUUUCCCCAGUUCAAUGACAGUGUCCCCCCACCUCCUCCCAGCAUUCCUUCAAUCCCUCCAAAUGAGUCAACUUCUGGUAACAUCACUGAGCCUUCUAAUAAUCUUAUUGAGCCAAUCCACCAUUCAGCUCACCAGGAUACAAACAUUAGCUCAACUGAUCACCAGCCCAGUGACUUGGACAACAACAUUUAUCAUGGCUGCAUCACUGAUGUUGAUUGUGAAAAGGGAGAGUAUUGCUUCUCUCAAGUAGACCGCUCUAAAUGCAUGUCCUGCAAAGCUCUUGAUGUGCCAUGCACCAGGGAUGUGGAGUGCUGUGAUGAACACAUGUGUGUGUGGGGUCAGUGCACUGAAAGUGCCUCUAAAGGAGAUGCUGGCAGCACAUGUCAAACACAGAGUGACUGCAAAACUGAUCUCUGCUGUGCUUUCCAUAAAGCACUGCUUUUCCCAAUCUGCUUGACAAAGCCCAUAGAGCGUGAGCAGUGCUUUAGUGCCUCUAACCACCUCAUGGAGAUGCUAUCCCAUGACCCUCAGGAUGAAGGCCCAAGGAAACACUGCCCAUGUGUUGGGGAUCUCCACUGUCAGCAUUUAGGACGAGGUUCCAUGUGCCUUAAAGGAGAGGACUCAAGUGAAGAAGACAUGACAGACAAUCUCUACUCAGAAAUAGAUUAUAUUAUCUAA
Boleophthalmus pectinirostris (great blue-spotted mudskipper) is the source of this 984-nucleotide messenger RNA. RefSeq names its product dickkopf WNT signaling pathway inhibitor 3a (gene dkk3a). Gene Ontology annotation, molecular function: receptor antagonist activity; co-receptor binding. Gene Ontology annotation, cellular component: extracellular region. The record is from RefSeq and is a predicted model, not a curated record. Gene Ontology annotation, biological process: multicellular organism development; negative regulation of canonical Wnt signaling pathway. Bases 1 to 984 code for a protein of 327 amino acids. Lineage: Eukaryota; Metazoa; Chordata; Actinopteri; Gobiiformes; Gobiidae. The transcript is spliced from 8 exons.